AUGGAUUAUGAUAAGUGGGUUUCGAUGGGAGACCGAAUGGGCUUUUCAGGCUCUGAGCUUAGUGAUUAUGUUGAUAGAAAAGAGAAGGAGUAUACUGAACGUGAGGAACGUAUGAUGAGACGGGAAGACGAGAGACAGAGACGAGAUGAGGAAAAGCGGCGUUAUGAUGAAGAACAGCGUAGGUUUCAGGCUCAAGAAGCUGAGAAGAAACGACUUUUUGAGCUUGAACAGGCCGAGAAGUUACGGCAUUAUGAGGAACAACAGGCAAAAGAGAAAAGAUUGUUUGAGAUUGAACGUUUGGAAAAAGACCGAGUUUUGAAGGAACAGGAGUUGGAAAGGCUUAAAAGAAAGGCUGAUGCCGGAGCAUUAGGAACUGAUAAAGGUGCUGAGCCCUUGAGCAGUAAAACAUUGCGGCCAAGGCUACCAAAGUUUGAGGAAAGUAAGGAUGAUAUGGAUGCAUACCUCGAGCGAUUUGAGCGGUUUACAAAAACCCAAGGAUGGAAAGAAGAGACAUGGGCUGUGAGCCUCAGCUCAUUAUUAACAGGAAAAUGCCUGGACGUAUAUACAAGAAUGCCUCCAGACCAAGCAAAAAAAGGAAAUCGGUAUAUUCUUACCGUGGUCGACUAUGCCACAAGAUAUCCUGAGGCAGUUGCAUUACCUAGGAUUGAGACAGAACGAGUGGCUGAAGCUUUGCUAGAUAUAUUUUCCAGAGUAGGAUUUCCAUCCGAAAUCUUAAGUGACAGAGGAAGUCAGUUUACCUCACAACUGAUGGAAGAAGUUUGUAGGCUGAUCAGCCUGAAACAAUUGUUCACAACUCCGUAUAACCCAAAAUGCAAUGGUUUUUGUAGUCUGUUGAAAAAGAUGUGUCAAGAAAAACCAAAAGAUUGGGAUAGAUAUUUGCCAGCUGUACAGUUUGCAUAUCGAGAGGUUCCACAGGCAAGUACAGGAUUCUCACCAUUUGAACUUCUCUAUGGCAGGACAGUCAGAGGACCUAUGCAAGUACUUAAAAAACUUUGGACUGAAGCUGAAACACCAGAAACGAGAAACACAUAUGAGUAUAUAUUAGACUUACGGAAUAGGAUGGAGGAAACAUGUAAGAUAGCUAGAGAAAGUCUUCAUUCAGCACAAGAAACGUACAAACACCAUUACGACAAGAGUGCCAGAAACAGAAAUUUAAAGGUCGGGGAUAAAGUGCUGUUACUUUUACCAACUAACCACAAUAAGUUAAUGCUUCAGUGGAAAGGACCUUAUGAAGUAGUUGAUGUGGUCAACAAAAUGGAUUUUAAAGUAAAAGUCGGUGACAAGAUAGGGCUUUACCAUAUCAAUUUACUCAAAAAGUACGAAGAAAGACAAGAUAUUUUUGCAGGAAGUGUCGCCGUGAUCGAGGCCGAUGUUAGCACAGAUACUGAGGUAGUUGAUAACGAAAAUUUGCUCGACCUUGUCAGAAUAGGAGGGUCAGAAACAUAUGAAAAUGUACAAAUUAAUCCUCAUUUGUCUGAAAGCCAAAUUACUGAUAUUAAGCCGCUUAUAAAACAAUAUCAAGACAUUUUCACAGAAAGUCCUGGAACGACGAAUCUUGUAGAACAUAAGGUCGAACUUACAACCACAGAACCUGUUAGAGUCAAACAAUACCCCAUACCAUAUGCGAAACGUAAUGAGGUUAACCAAGAGGUUCAACACAUGUUAAAAGCUGGAAUUAUUGAACCUGCCACCUCUGCAUACAGCUCCCCUAUCGUUAUGGUGAAAAAAAAAGAUAAUACAAACAGAUUUUGUAUUGAUUUUAGGCGGUUGAAUUCUAUAACUAAAUUUGAUACGGAGCCUAUGGGAAAUGAUGAAGAUAUUCGGUCAAAACUUCAUGGAGAUAAAUUCUUCACAAAAUUAAACCUCAGCAAAGGUUACUGGCAGAUUCCUGUCGAGAAGCAAUCUAGGCACUUGACAGCCUUCACAACAUCUGAGGGAAGUUUCCAGUUCCGAAAAAUGCCAUUUGGAUAUGAUAAUAUUUCAUUCACUGGGCAUAAGGUCGGAAAUGAUCAGCUGGAGAUGGAAGAUGAUAAAUUAGAACGUAUAAAGAAUGCAGAAGAACCUAAGACUAAGAGACAAGUGCGGAGUUUCCUUGGCCUAACUGGUUAUUAUAGAAAAUUUAUAGCAUCAUACUCCGAAGUUGCAGCACCACUGACCGACUUAAUCAAGAAAGGGAAACCUAAUACUGUAUGUGAUGCUUCAGAUACUGGGGUUGGAGCAGCACUUCUUCAGAGGUAUGAAGAUGGACAAUGUCCCAUAGCAUAUGCCAGUAAGAAAUUGCUCCAAAGAGAAAGGAACUACUCGGUAAUUGAAAGGGAAUGUUUGUCAAUAGUUUUUGGUGUUAAGAAAUUUCAGAAGUAUUUGUACGGCAGUGCGUUCAUCCUACAGACUGAUCAUGCCCCAUUGAGUUACAUACAGAAAUGUAAAGUAGAAAGCUCAAGAAUUUUGAGAUGGGCAUUGUUUUUGCAGUGUUACAGAUUCAAGAUAGAAUCUAUCAAAGGAACAGAAAAUGUAUGUGCUGAUUAUUUAAGCAGACAAUAA
This is a messenger RNA of Mercenaria mercenaria, 2562 nucleotides long. RefSeq lists its product as uncharacterized. The transcript has 4 exons. Gene Ontology annotation, molecular function: nucleic acid binding. NCBI's taxonomy places the organism in Eukaryota, Metazoa, Mollusca, Bivalvia, Venerida, Veneridae. The coding region runs from base 1 to 2562 and encodes 853 amino acids. Gene Ontology annotation, biological process: DNA integration. The record is from RefSeq and is a predicted model, not a curated record.